This is a messenger RNA of Phoenix dactylifera (date palm), 1664 nucleotides long. Its product is annotated as 26S proteasome regulatory subunit S10B homolog B-like. Gene Ontology annotation, molecular function: ATP hydrolysis activity; ATP binding. The record is from RefSeq and is a predicted model, not a curated record. NCBI's taxonomy places the organism in Eukaryota, Viridiplantae, Streptophyta, Magnoliopsida, Arecales, Arecaceae.
CCUCACCUAGUUUGUACAAAAGAAAACCCAUGGUGCGUUGCUUCGGCAAUACGGCAUACGGCUGGUGAGCAUCACAUACAUACACAUACAUGCACAUACCAGAUCCGAGCCGAAACCUUUCGACGACGCUACGUCGGGAUCUAACCGAAGAAGAUGAACGACGGAGAGGAUGCCUCCCGCCGCCGGAGCGCCGUCAACGAGUACCGGAAGAAGCUCCUCCAGCACAGGGAGCUCGAUUCCAGGCUUCGUACAGUGAGGGAAAACCUGAGGGCUGCAAAGAAGGAAUUUGCCAAAACUGAAGAUGAUCUGAAGUCCCUCCAAAGUGUAGGGCAGAUUAUAGGGGAGGUUCUUAGGCCACUUGACAAUGAACGCUUAAUUGUUAAAGCUAGUAGUGGCCCAAGGUAUGUUGUUGGAUGCCGCAGUAAGGUGGACAAAGAGAAGCUGACAGCUGGAACCCGUGUGGUUCUUGACAUGACAACCCUCACCAUUAUGCGAGCUCUUCCACGAGAGGUUGAUCCUGUUGUGUAUAACAUGCUUCAUGAAGAUCCUGGCAAUGUUAGCUACUCUGCUGUUGGUGGGUUAUCUGACCAGAUCAGGGAACUCAGAGAAUCUAUUGAGCUGCCGCUUAUGAAUCCUGAGCUCUUUCUCAGAGUAGGAAUUAAACCCCCAAAGGGUGUCCUCCUCUAUGGCCCUCCUGGAACAGGGAAGACAUUACUUGCCAGAGCGAUUGCUAGUAACAUUGAUGCCAACUUUCUUAAGGUUGUAUCAAGUGCUAUAAUCGACAAAUAUAUAGGUGAAAGUGCAAGAUUAAUCCGGGAGAUGUUUGGCUAUGCUCGUGAUCAUCAACCUUGCAUAAUUUUCAUGGAUGAAAUCGACGCCAUUGGUGGGCGUCGAUUUAGUGAAGGGACCAGUGCCGAUCGUGAGAUCCAGCGAACACUAAUGGAACUGCUCAACCAACUAGAUGGAUUUGAUCAGCUUGGGAAGGUUAAGAUGAUUAUGGCAACAAAUCGACCCGAUGUUCUGGAUCCAGCACUUCUUCGUCCAGGUCGGUUAGACAGAAAGAUUGAAAUCCCAUUGCCAAAUGAACAGUCAAGGAUGGAAAUUCUCAAGAUUCAUGCUGCUGGUAUAGCCAAACAUGGCGAGAUAGACUAUGAGGCAGUUGUUAAACUUGCUGAAGGUUUCAAUGGAGCUGAUCUUCGAAACGUCUGCACAGAAGCUGGGAUGGCAGCAAUCCGUGCAGAACGAGAUUAUGUUAUUCAUGAAGAUUUUAUGAAGGCUGUUAGGAAAUUGAAUGAGGCAAAGAAGCUGGAGUCAAGCUCUCACUACAGUGCUGAUUUUGGUAAGGAUUAGGAAAAUUUUGAUUCCAUCCUUGGAUGAUGUCUUCUAUGGGGGCGAUGUUGAUGCUGGCAAGAUGUUUGUUGAAGUUGUGCCUGUGGUUUGUUGCAAACGUCAGCCAACUUCAUCAGCUGACAUUCAUGUUAGAGGGCUACAAUAGUCAUACACUUAUCCUAAGGUAGAACCAUCCUGAUGCUGUCUAUGAUGGUGAUGAUGUUGAUGCUGGUCAUAUAUUUAUCAUAAAAUAGAAACAAUAUUGCAAUAUGUCACAUGAGUGAUUUGAUUUUCCAAUAAAAUAGAAUCAAAUAGAUAAGAUUUUGAUACAAGUC